AUGGUCGAAAGUGCUAAAAGCUAUUUGGAUUUUUAUACGGUCCUUACCGUAACGUCCUUUUUCGUUUUCGAAAAUAAAUUUGUAAUCGUUAAUAUAAUAAGCAAUGUUUUGCUAAAUUGCCAAUUUUUUAAGCAUAAAAGGCUUAAAAGAAUUUGCGGGGCUUUUUUGGUAUUUUGUUCCAGUAGCCCAACGGCUUUUUCCAACGUGCUCGACGUAGCGUUGGGCGUUAUUAUAAGCGGUGCGAAAUCGCAAAUGCCCUUUUUAAAUUUGCUCGAUCCUUUUCGGUAA
Molecule: messenger RNA, 288 nt
Organism: Gaeumannomyces tritici R3-111a-1
Lineage: Eukaryota; Fungi; Ascomycota; Sordariomycetes; Magnaporthales; Magnaporthaceae
Exons: 2
Coding region: 1-288 (95 amino acids)
Source: RefSeq, a predicted model, not a curated record